Molecule: messenger RNA, 1329 nt
Organism: Effrenium voratum
Lineage: Eukaryota; Dinophyceae; Suessiales; Symbiodiniaceae
Source: the annotation of a GenBank genome assembly
AUGGCGCCCGCUUCAUCUCGAUUUCUCGGCACAGGUGUUGCCCUUGGCCUAGCCAGCGCCUUUGUGGCACCGGGAGCCCGACCUCAAGAGCCUCGGCAGCCGGCUCAGGCCCGCGUCGCAAGCGCCCCAGCCGUCAGCGCAACUGGGACGCUGGCCACCUUGGCUGCAGCAUCUGUGACGCUGGCUGCAUUCGGCAAAAAGACUCAGCUCAAAUCCACGGUUGCGAAAGAAGUGGCGGAUGUGCCGCCUCUGUUCCAGCCCUCGGAACAGUUCGGUGCAACUGAGCCUUUGGGCUUCUUCGAUCCGCUUGGGUUCACUGCGGUGGGCGACGAGAGGGGCUUCCGCAAGCUGCAAGUUUCGGAGAUCAAACACGGGAGGGUAGCGAUGAUGGCAUCUAUCGGCCUGGUUGGUCAGCACUUCCUGAAGUUGCCAGGCUUUGAGCAGUCCCCCGCUGGCUUCUCCGUCAUGGGCAGGGGCGAAGGCGUGCUUGGCUUCUUCGGCAUCUUCCUGCUCUGCGGUCUCUUGGAGCUGGCGUGGCGAGAGGAGCCCGGCAGCGACCGCGAGCCCGGCAACUAUGGGGACCCCUUCGGUGUCAACAUGUACAACGAUGAGAUGAGGAUGAAGGAGCUGAACAACGGGCGCAUGGCCAUGAUUUCUGUGCUGGGUAUCUUUGCGGCGGAGAUCGCCACGGGCAAGGAUGCCAUGCAGCAGUUUGGUCUCCCAGCACUGGGUGGUCAGGUUGCUUCUUCUUCCUCCGCGUCGCGCAGCAGCUUUGCAGGAAGGACUUCCUCUCGAGUGGCAGCCCAGCAGAGCAUUCUGCGUCGAGCUGAAGCAGUGGUGGAGGAUGUGCCGCCUCUGUUCCAGCCCUCGGAACAGUUCGGUGCAACUGAGCCUUUGGGCUUCUUCGAUCCGCUUGGGUUCACUGCGGUGGGUGACGAGAGGGGCUUCCGCAAGCUGCAAGUUUCGGAGAUCAAACACGGGAGGGUAGCGAUGAUGGCAUCUAUCGGCCUGGUAGGUCAGCACUUUCUGAAGUUGCCAGGCUUUGAGCAGUCCCCUGCUGGCUUCUCCGUCAUGGGCAGGGGCGAGGGCGUGCUUGGCUUCUUCGGCAUCUUCCUGCUCUGCGGUCUCUUGGAGCUGGCGUGGCGAGAGGAGCCCGGCAGCGACCGCGAGCCCGGCAACUAUGGGGACCCCUUCGGCGUCAACAUGUACAACGAUGAGAUGAGGAUGAAGGAGCUGAACAACGGGCGCAUGGCCAUGAUUUCUGUGCUGGGUAUCUUUGCGGCGGAGAUCGCCACGGGCAAGGAUGCCAUCCAACAAUUUGGCUUCUGA